Molecule: messenger RNA, 3792 nt
Organism: Lottia gigantea (owl limpet)
Lineage: Eukaryota; Metazoa; Mollusca; Gastropoda; Lottiidae
Exons: 20
Coding region: 1-2790 (929 amino acids)
Biological process (GO): COPII-coated vesicle cargo loading; intracellular protein transport; endoplasmic reticulum to Golgi vesicle-mediated transport
Cellular component (GO): endoplasmic reticulum exit site; COPII vesicle coat
Molecular function (GO): zinc ion binding; SNARE binding
Source: RefSeq, a predicted model, not a curated record
AUGGGGUCUACACCAUCAAGCAUGGGCCCUCCACCAUCCAGCACAGGACCCCCAGGCAGUGGCUUUGGUCAACCACCCAACAAUAUGGGACCUCCUUCUAGUAUGGGACAGCCACCAUUCGGCCCUCCAUCAAAUAUGGGUCAGCCACAGCACAGAAUGGGUCCUCCACAAGGUAACAUGGGCCCACCACCAACAAGUAUGGGUCAGGCUCCUAAUAGCAUGGGAUCUCCACCCGGUCAAACUCAACCAAACAGCAUGGGGAUGACACAACCCCCAAACAUGGGUCAUCAGAGCGUUGGUCCACCAGGUUCUCAAACGAUGGGAAUGCCUCCUCAACAACCAGGGUUUUAUCAACAGACACCAGGGCCUGGAGGAUUUCCACCACCACCUGGGCAUGGUCCACCACCAACCAGUAUGGGUGGUAUGGGAACUAGACCAGCACCUCAACCACAACAGCCAAGAAAAUUAGAUCCUGAUCAAAUGCCUAGUCCUAUUCAAGUAAUAGAAGAAGACAGGAGAAAUAGGGAGGAAUUAUUUGUAACAAAUGCUAGAGGUGCUGUACCACCAUUAGUUUCAACAGAUUUUUCAGUACAGGAUCAAGGCAAUUGUAAUCCGAGAUUUAUGAGAUCUACUAUGUAUAAUAUACCUUGUACAUCAGAUAUAAUAAAAAAUAGUCAUAUACCAUUCUCUCUAACCAUCACACCCUUUGCUAAAUUAAAGCCUCAAGAACCGGCACCACCCUUAGUAGAUUUUGGGGAACUAGGUCCAGUAAGAUGUAAAAGAUGUAAGGCUUAUAUCAAUCCACAUAUGCAAUUUAUAGAUGGUGGUAGAAGAUUUCAAUGUGUAUAUUGUGGAUGUGCUACUGAUGUACCAAAUGAAUAUUUUGCCCAUUUAGACCACACUGGACGUCGUACUGAUUGUUAUAAUAGAGCUGAACUAUGUUUAGGUUCAUAUGAAAUGACUGCUACCAAAGAUUACUGUAAGAAUGGUGUGGAGCCAAAAGAACCAGCUUUUAUAUUUUUAAUUGAUGUAUCAUAUAACAGUGUUAAAAGUGGUUUGGUACAACUGAUCUGUGAAAGAUUAAAAGAUGAUAUUCUGGUUAAUUUACCCAAAGAAGAAGGUGUAGAAGAAUCAGAAAUAAGAGUAGGUUUUGCUACCUAUGGUAAAGAAUUACACUUCUAUAAUGUUAAAGGGGCAUUAGCUCAACCUCAGAUGUUGGUGGUAUCGGAUUUAGAAGAUGUAUUUGUACCCUUAUUAGAUGGUUUCUUAGUCAAAUUAUCAGAAUCAGCAGCAGUUAUUGACAGUUUAUUAGCACAGAUACCACAGAUGUUUGCUGAAUCACGUGAAACAGAAUUAGUAUUAGGACCAGUAAUACAGGCUGGAUUAGAUGCUCUGAAAUCAGCCGAGAGAUCUGGUAAAUUGUUUAUAUUUCAUACAUCAUUACCUAUAGCUGAAGCACCUGGUAAAUUAAAGAACAGAGAUGAUAGAAAACUACUUGGUACUGAUAAAGAGAAGACACUACUCUCACCACAGAAUAAUUUCUAUACUAAAUUAGGACAGGAAUGUGUAGCUGCUGGGUGCUGUGUGGAAUUAUUUUUAUUCCCCAAUUCUUAUCUAGAUAUAGCUAGUAUUGGAGAAGUCUGUCGUCUAACUGGUGGAAAUAUGUAUAAGUAUAGUUAUUUUCAGGCUGAUAUUGAUGGUGACAGAUUUUUAGAAGAUUUAUCACGUCAAGUUAAACAUUCUUCAGCAUUUGAUGUUAUAUUGAGAGUUCGUACUAGUACAGGUAUACGACCAGUAGAUUUCUAUGGUAAUUUCUAUAUGGCUAAUACAACAGAUGUAGAAUUAGCUGCUCUAGACUGUGAUCAAGCUAUUAAUGUGGAAAUCAAACAUGACGAUAAACUAUCAGAAACAGAUGGUGCUUAUGUACAGGUUGCUGUAUUAUUUACCAGUGUAAGUGGACAGAGAAGAUUGAGAAUACAUAAUUUAUCAUUUAAUUGUUGUACACAGAUGGCUGAUUUAUUCCGUAGCUGUGAACUUGAUACAUUAGUCAACUAUUUCUCUAAACAAGCUAUAAGAAAUAUAUUAAACACCAACCCUAAACAGGUGCGAGAACAUAUAAUGAACGAGGUAUCACAGAUAUUAGCCUGUUAUAGAAAGAAUUGUGCUAAUCCCUCAUCAGCCGGUCAGUUAAUACUGCCAGAGUGUAUGAAGUUAUUACCACUAUAUGGUAACUGUGUUAUUAAAAAUGAUGGUAUACAAGGAGGUUCAGAAAUAUCUACAGAUGAUAGAAGUUAUCUAACACAUCUCAUUAACAGUAUGUCUGUAGAAUCUUCUAGUGUAUUCUUCUAUCCUAGACUCUUACCAUUGCAUACAUUAGAUCCUGAUACUAAAGAGUUUCCAUCAGCUAUAAGAUGUUCUACAGAAAGAUUACAAGAUGAUGGUGUAUAUCUAUUAGAAAAUGGACUAUCAAUGUUUAUGUGGAUUGGUCAUAAUGUGUCUAGUAAAUGGGUAUCUAGUGUAUUUGGUGUAAAUAGUGCUGCCCAAAUUGACAUUGAUAAGGGUCAGUUACUAGCUCUAGAUAAUCCUGUUUCACAUCGAGUUAUGGAAAUUAUAUCAGAGAUUAGAAAUGAAAGACAUAGAUAUCUGAAGUUAACUAUUGUAAGACAGAGAGACAAGUUAGAAUCCUGGUUCAAUCAUUUCUUAGUAGAGGAUAAAGGAUUAAAUGGAAGUGCCUCUUAUGUUGAUUUUCUGUGUCAUAUACAUAAAGAAAUACGUAAUAUUCUCAGUUAAAAUACUGGUGCUGAAUUUAUUUCAAUAACUAUUAUUAAUACGGUCAUUGUGUCAAUAAUAAUAUAUAAUAUAGGUGAAAGUAAUAACAGCUAAUUAAAGUAAUAGUCAGAAAGGACUAUUUUGGACUUAAUGACAAAAAAGGAGCAAUAUUGAAUAAUAUUAACAAUAGGCCUGGCAUGAAACAUGUUGCAAUGUUCACAGUUGUUCUCAACCUUUCUCUGUGGCCAACUAUAUGCUGGACAUGACUUUACUGGCUAAAUUUUAACUGUAACAUCAUUAAAGGUGCAGUAAAGAGAUUUUUAAUUUUUUAUGUGUAUCAGGGGCUUUAUUCUCAAAAUCUGUCUUAAAACAAAUUAAAAUCCAAAUUUUAAUACAGAAAUCAGAUUGGAUGAUAGAACUAAAGUCAAUAUCAGUGAUUGGCCAAUCAAAGGAUAACGAUCACUUAAGCCUUCAGAAGUUCAGUUUUGGAGACAGUAAGUAACAUAAUUUCAAUUUUCCUAGAAAGGCUUAACUAUAUGUGAAGUCUAUUGCAAACUCUGCCAAAAAUAGGAGUGUUCCUGAUACACAUAAAAAGUUUAGAAAGCCUCUUUACAAUCCCUUUAACAUAUUUUCAACCCCAUUCAUAAUGGUAAUAUGAUUGAAUAGAUUCAAUUAACAUGUGUCAAAUUUAUGGAAAGGUUUAUUGCAAUCCUUGCCAAUGUUAAAUACUGUAGAUAAACUAUAUUUGCUAAAUGAUUUUAUGUUGUUUUUGUUAUGUAUAUAUGUAAAUUUUGAUUGUGUGUUAUAACUCUCUAAACAUUUUUCUUUUAGUUACAAUAACUAUAUAUGUAUUUAUUAUAAUUAAGUUUCAUGGCUUGGAUAUAUCUCAUUUCAUCUACCUUGUUUUUGGUUAGAAACUUCAAAUUUUAUCAUUACUGUAGAAUUCUUUCUGAUUUAGCAUGGUACAAAGUUCAUUGCUAAUGUUCUAUUCAUUUAUGUGAAUAAAAAUAAUCUGAAAUGAUC